AUGAAAGCGAUAAGAACUUGUUCCCUGAAAUCUUCACCGGAAAAUUUAGCAGCGGCGAAACGGACCGAAGAUCGAUCUACCAUCUGUCCAUCUUCACCGGCCGGAAGUCCAUUGAAAAGGAAGAAGAGAACUUCAGAAUCAUAUUUACCUGACGAUUGUUGGGAGAUUAUCAUAAAAUCAUCUCAAAUCAACUUCAAUUCUCUAUCUCUCGUUUCAAAACAAAUCCUCUCCAUCACUAAUCGUCUUCGGUUUUCACUCUCCGUCACUGAUGCAUCACGUCAUUACCUCCCUCGUCUCUUGAAAAGGUUCACCAACCUCACUUCCCUCGACCUCUCCCGCUACAACUAUUUACCGAACGAUCUUCUCUGCAAAAUAUCUAACUUCCCAUUGAAAAAACUCACAUCACUCAAACUCCCUGUCCCUACCCCCUUUCCAGCAGAUGGCUUGCUCGCAUUCUGCCAAACCGUUACAACAUUGACCUCUCUCACUUGUUCCCGUGCUUCUUUUGUUCACAGCCAGCUCUUACCCGUUGCUCAUUGUUUCCCUUUGCUCAAACACCUCGACCUCUCUCGCCCUUGGUACAACCUCUCUCAGCCUGUUGAGGAUCAUAUUAAUGGAAUUAGCUCUCUGUUAUCCAACUCUCCAUAUAUACAACAUUUGGAUCUUAGUCACACUAAUUUUCUCAAUGAUCAACAUGUUGCCGAGUUCUCUUUGUUUCUUGCUCAUUUGGUGUCUAUAAACCUUACUGGAUGUUGGAAGCUGACAGAAUCAGCUUUGUUUUCGCUCGUUAUAAAUUGUCCUUCACUUAGUGACAUCAAAAUGGAAUACACAACUAUUGGGAAUGAGAGUAUUGGAGGAGGAGGAAGGGAGGAUUCUAAUUCUUUUGCUGUCGUAAGCCCGAAAGUAAAGUCUCUUUGUUUGGCUCGCUGUCAAUACUUGAGAGAUCAAAACAUUAUAUUGUUUGCUUCCAUUUUCCCCAACUUGGAGGUGCUUGAUUUGAGCUAUUGGAAGGAAGUGUCUGAAGAAACUGUUUCUAAAGUUUUAAGAUGUUGUACUAAGAUUAAGCAUUUGAACUUGUCAUAUACCAACGUUGAUGAUAAAUCACUCCAUAUCAUAUCAACGAGUUGUUGUGGCCUUUUGCAAUUGUUACUGGAAAGUUGUAUGAAUGUCACAGAGAAUGGAGUGAAACAUGUGGUUCAAAACUGCAAGCAACUGAGGGAGAUCAAUUUGAGAUAUAUCGAUCAACUGAACGCUAAUGUUGUUUCUUCAAUGGUAUUAUCAAGGCCAUCUUUAAGAAAGAUCAUCGCUCCAUUAGGUUUUUCUUUAAGUGACAGAAAGAGGAAAGUCUUCUUGCAACGUCAUGGAUGUCUUGUUUGCUAG
This is a messenger RNA of Medicago truncatula (barrel medic), 1380 nucleotides long. RefSeq names its product F-box/LRR-repeat protein 4. The transcript has a single exon. Bases 1 to 1380 code for a protein of 459 amino acids. Lineage: Eukaryota; Viridiplantae; Streptophyta; Magnoliopsida; Fabales; Fabaceae. Gene Ontology annotation, cellular component: SCF ubiquitin ligase complex. Gene Ontology annotation, biological process: SCF-dependent proteasomal ubiquitin-dependent protein catabolic process. The record is from RefSeq and is a predicted model, not a curated record.